AUGAAUAUCCUUCAUUCCACCCUAUCAACCUGGCGAGACCGCCUCGCCCCCGUCUCCCGCACUUCCACCUUCCGCAACACCGGCCAGAUCACACCGGAAGAGUUCGUCCUUGCCGGUGACUACCUCGUCUACAAGUUCCCCUCGUGGUCCUGGGCCGAUGCUUCGUCCCCCGCUAAGCGCGUUUCCUACCUCCCACCCGGAAAGCAGUUCCUCGUCACUCGCGGUGUGCCAUGUCACCGGAGACUGAAUGAUAACUUUGCCGGAGAUGCGGGCCUUGAGGACGAGAUUGUAAAGGAUAUGCUGUCGGGCGGGGGUGAAGCUGGCGAUGACGAUGGCGAUGACGGGUGGCUGCGUACCGGCGGUGGUCGAGACGUUGGGGACCGCCAGGAAGCUAGAAUACAGGAUGUCCGGACAGUGGAUGAGUCAGGCAAUGUGGGUGAACGAGAGGAGGAGGAUGAUGAGAUUCCAGACAUGGAGGACGACGAUGAUGACGAGGAGGCGAUCAUCAGAGAACCUGUCGGCGGCUCGGAUACUACCCAACCUACUCGUACAUACAACCUCUACAUCACAUACGCCAAUUUCUACCGUACCCCCCGUCUCUAUCUAUCCGGUUAUCUCUCUCCAUCCGAACCCCUCCCCCCACCCCUAAUGAUGGAAGACAUCGUGGGCGACUACAAAGACAAAACCGUCACCCUGGAAGACUUCCCCUGGUACGACGGCAACGUGAAAAUGGCCACCGUACACCCUUGCCGCCACGCCUCGGUCAUGAAGAUCCUCCUCGACCGCGCCGAUGCCGCCCUCAAGCUACGCCGGGAGAAGCUCAAGCACGCCCAAUCUUCUGCAGCGGCCUCCAACGCCCCCGGAAGCGGUCUGGAGGGUCUGGUCGAUGAUACCAAGGGUCUUUCUCUGGGCGACCACCACGACAAGCACUCAGGCGAUGAAUGGGAGGUUCUCCAGCACGAUGAAGAAGACCAGGUUGCCAUUCGGGUAGACCAGUAUCUGGUUGUUUUCCUCAAGUUCGUUGCCAGUGUAACGCCGGGUAUUGAGCAUGAUUUCACUAUGGGCGUAUGA
This is a messenger RNA of Aspergillus wentii DTO 134E9, 1071 nucleotides long. Its product is annotated as ATG3/ATG10 family protein. Gene Ontology annotation, cellular component: cytoplasmic ubiquitin ligase complex; cytosol. Gene Ontology annotation, biological process: nucleophagy; autophagy of mitochondrion; autophagosome assembly. The transcript is spliced from 2 exons. NCBI's taxonomy places the organism in Eukaryota, Fungi, Ascomycota, Eurotiomycetes, Eurotiales, Aspergillaceae. The record is from RefSeq and is a predicted model, not a curated record. Gene Ontology annotation, molecular function: Atg8-family ligase activity. Bases 1 to 1071 code for a protein of 356 amino acids.